ACCAAAAAUGCUAAAAUAACACUUUGUGUAAUUGUUUAGCAUGACAGUUCGAUGGUUGAUCAGAUGACAAGACUCAAACUCAAACUGCUGGAGAAGAGACUGGAAAACCAAAAGCACAAUAUGGACGACAGAGCGGAGUCUGCCCAGUCUGCAAGGAGUUUUGAUGGAGAGUUGGAUCAACUGCACCGUGCACUGAGGCGAAAGCAGGACCUACUGCAAAGACUCAGGGAGCAGCACAUGUUAGAGGACCUCAACAGACCUCACACCUGGGGAGGGUCACAAAGACAGUACAAGUCAAAUUUCUUCACUGCCCCUCAACCGCCUCCACCACUCCCACUCCACCAACCAGCCCCUGCUCUGUCCUUUCUGCCCCAUCUACCACCUGUUCCGCCUCAGCCUCCACGCAUCAUCCAGCAGACUGUACCCCAGCAGCCUGCCACCAUCAUACAACAGCUGCUGCCACAGCAGGAGCCUCUGAUUCCUCCACCUCAGCCCUACCCUGCACCCCGCUCAGGCAGCAUCAAAGAGGACAUGGUGGAAUUGAUGCUGAUGCAAAAUGCCCAGAUGCACCAGAUCAUAAUGCACAAUAUGAUGCUGAAAGCCAUGCCUCCUAUGUUGCCAGCUGGAGGGCCCAGUCACUGUGCCCCUCAAACUACAUAUCUUGGGCAGGAAAGUUACCAAGGAAACCCCAUUUUUUUAAGGCCAGAUGUCAAACCAAGAGGAAGUGCUGUCCAUCAUCAUCAUCACUAUGGUCCUACCCUUGCAGCACCACAGCUGCCUCCCAUCAGCCACCCUACAUGGCUACCAGGGGUGGCGUCUGACCCAGCAGGGGGACAGCUACCCUCGUUACACCAUGUAACAGCCCCUUCCACACUCCCACCACUCAAUGUGUAA
Molecule: messenger RNA, 894 nt
Organism: Perca fluviatilis (European perch)
Lineage: Eukaryota; Metazoa; Chordata; Actinopteri; Perciformes; Percidae
Gene: c20h21orf58
Exons: 7
Coding region: 52-894 (280 amino acids)
Source: RefSeq, a predicted model, not a curated record